CACCAUUCCACAUUGCAAACAAUCAGUGCAACUUUCGUCUGAGACUCGUUGUCCGAGACAUCGGAGACAUCAUCUGCAUAACGCAGGCGGCGCCAUGGCCGCCAAUGGGCUCAUGUGGUGCGGCGGGAUCCAGGACGUGGGCUGGCUGGGCCCGCUGCUGUCACCAUGCACGUUCGAGAGCGGAGCGUCGGCGCUGCUGCUGGUGGCUACGCUGGUGUCGGUGUUGGCCCAGGGCGGCCGGCUGGGGCUCAUCCACCAACUCAAGCUUCAGGGCCGGCUGCGGCGCGGUGUGAGCGGCCUGUCUGGCGCGUUCAUCGCCUGCUGCCUGUUCAUGGUGGGCACGCACCUGCUGCACUUCAGCGUGGGGCUGGCCAUCCUGCGCCGCUUCCCCUUCCACGUCACCUACCACGCCUGCCUGGCGCUCACGUGGGGCACCAUGCUGGGCUUCGCGCUGUACACAUGUCGCGUGGCCGCCACUGUGGACUUCCGCUUCGUGACCGGGCCGGCCGUGGCGGUGUACUGCAUCAGCCUGUACUCUUUCUACCAUCUGUACUUCGACGCGCACAACUUCCCCAUGUCCUACAUCAAGGCCAGCAUCUGGACGGCCAUGCUGCAGUCCGCCAUGGCGGCCGUGACCACGUGGCUGGGCGCCAGGCGAGCCGCCAAGAACCCCUCGCUGCAGACAAUGCAGGCGCAGCUGGGCUUCGGCUAUGCCCCACUGUCGGGUGACGACGCAGCUGGUUCGCGCGCGGGCGGCAGCUCCUCAAAGCCGGGUGGUAGUGGUGAUGCCGGGCCCAGCGGAGCCUCAGCCGGCGGCGGUAACGCCGGUGACGGCGAGGGCGACGGGCGCACUUGGAUCAGCCUGUUUGGCGACGCGUGUGCCUACGUGUGGCCCACGGAGCUACACUUGCAGUUGCGCGCCAUCGCCUGCCUGCUGCUGCUGGUGGCCAUGCGCUUCAUCAACCUGGCCGUGCCCAUCCUGUACAAGCGAGUGGUGGACACACUGGCGGCGGCGUCCGCCAAACACCCCGCAGCGGCUGCGGGCGAGCCGCCCCGCGGUCUGGGAUUGGACCUAGGCAUCGGCCGCCUGGUGUCUGCCUGGCUCAAGGGAGGCGGUGAUGAUGCAGACCCCAGCGCCGUCAACUUCGGUGCACUUGUGUGGCCGUGGAUUAUCUUGUACCUGGCCGCGGUGUUCUUCCAGGGCGGCGCAGGCGGCGGCAUCGUGGGAUUCAUCAACAACAUGAGGUCCUACCUGUGGAUUCCAGUCUCGCAGGAUGCGUACAGGCGCAUCAGCCUGCGUGUGUUUGACCACGUGAUGGACCUGGACCUGACCUUCCACCUGCGCAAGAAGACGGGCGAGGUGACCAAGGUGGUGGACCGCGGCACCAACGCCAUGCAGAACAUCCUGUCCACCAUCCUCUUCAACGUGCUGCCCCAGAUAUUUGAUGUGUUGGCGGCUGCUACAUACCUGGCCCAGGCGCUAGAGCCGACCAUUGCGAUUAUUGUUUUUAUUGCGGUUGGGUCCUACAUCCCCCUCACCGUCAUCAUUACUGAGUGGCGCGGCAAGCUGCGUCGCGAGAUGAACGCCACGGACCAGGUCAAGUCCGCACGCGCCACUGACGCUCUGCUCAACUACGAGACCGUCAAGUACUUCACCAAUGAGCGGUACGAGUCGGUGGAGUAUGCCAAAGCCAUUGACGCCUAUCAGGACGCCGAGUUCCGCAGCAUGUCGUCCAUCAACGUCCUGAACGUGACUCAGAGCGCCAUCAUGUUUAUUGGCAUCGCCUCCGGCCUGCUCGUGUGCGCAGCCGGUGUGGCCGACCACUCGCUGACGGUGGGCGACUCGGUGCUGUUCCUGUCGCUCAUGGCGCAGCUGUACGGGCCACUCAACUUCUUCGGCUCCUACUACCGCACCAUCCAGCAGUACAUGAUUGACAUGGAGAACCUGCUUGAGCUGCUGGGGCGCCAGCCGGUGGUUGCAGACACAACCACCUCUCGUGACCUGGUGGUCAGCACGGGCGAGCUGGUGUUUGACGAUGUCAGCUUCCAGUAUGAGGCGGGCCAGACGGUACUGCGUAAUGUUUCUUUCCGGGUGCCGGGCGGUCAGACCAUUGCCUUGGUGGGCGCCACCGGCAGCGGCAAGUCCACCAUCACGCGCCUCAUCUUCCGCUUCUACGAUGUCUCCAGUGGCGCAGUGCGUGUGGACGGGCAGGAUGUGCGCAACGUGUCGCAAACAUCUCUGCGCCGUGCCAUCGGCAUGGUGCCGCAGGACACGGUGCUGUUCAACGACACCAUCAUGCACAACAUCCGCUACGGCAACUUGUCGGCCAGCGACGAGCAGGUGCAGGAGGCGGCCCGGCUGGCCUGCAUCCACGACACAAUCGUCAACCGCUUCCCCAAGGGCUACAGCACGGUUGUGGGCGAGCGCGGCCUGCGGCUGAGCGGCGGCGAGAAGCAGCGAGUGGCGUUUGCGCGCGCGCUGCUCAAGAACCCCGCCAUGCUGGUGCUGGACGAGGCGACCUCGGCGCUGGACACCAUCACGGAGAAGAAGAUCCAGGGUUCCCUGGCGGAGCUGCGCAACAACCGCACCACCGUCAUCGUGGCGCACCGGCUGUCCACCAUCGCGGACGCCGACAUCAUCGUGGUCAUGGCCACCGGCCGUGUGGUGGAACAGGGCAGCCACUCGGAGCUGCUGGCGCGCGGCGGCCUGUAUGCGGAGAUGUGGAGCCGCCAGGCGCAGAAGGCGCAGAACGGCGAGGGUAUGGACCCGCCCAGCGGUGAGCCAAGCUCCAAGUCGGGCAGUGCCCUGGACCUGAGGAAGCUGGACGACGGCGGCAGCGGCAGCAGUGGCGCAGUGGUCAGCCACGUCGCACCGACCCUGCAGGUCAGCAGCGUGUCAGACAGAUCAGGUACCAGCGCCAGCAACUUGACCGCCGCAGUGCCUGGAGCCAGCGGCGCGGGUACUGCGCCGGCGGAUGCUGCGGGCAGCGCUGUCAGCGCAAGGGCGGGUCCCAGCAGCAGUGGGCCUAGCGCGGGCUCUGCAGCUGCGCCGUCUGCUGCAGCGCCAUUGCCGCCAGCAGCUACUGCGCCUGCGCCGUCCGUGGCGGGGCUGGCUGGAGGCACCGAGCCGAGUGCGGCCACUGCCGCGGCGGGCGCAGAGGGCUCUGUUGAGGCAAAGGGCGAGGCGGAUGAGACCGAGGGUGGGAGCGCAGUGGACGCCCCAGGUGCGGGUGAGGCUGCAGGUGCGGCUGGAAAGUCCAAGAAGGGCAAGAAGAAGAAGUAACGGGACCGGAGACGUGGAAUGGAGGCUAGGCAGAUGUUAAGACAGGCACGAUGAACAAAAAAAGGAGGUGGAUGUGGAAUGGGACAGGAUCAAUGUCAGAUAAACCGCAAUCUAGGCCCCGCUACAGGUUUCACUUUAUGUGCUUGCGGUACCGUUCCGCUUGGCUAGUGAAUGGGCUUGUUUGACAUCCCGUACAGUACGUUUCGUUGGCCACUGCUGUCAUCGAUGCGAUGGGACAGGCAUACGGGGCAGGUUGGCGUAGUCCUAUAGGCUGUAGUGCAGCGUAUUCCCUGACCCAAGCAUGAAUUCGCAACGUCAAGGCGCGAUUACGCUGCUGGUAACGCCGGAGUUAAUGUACCGUAAUGAUCUAUCGCUGACUUGCUGGCAGGCCGGUAGCAGGGGUGCCCCUGGCUGGUAGUUUGCUGACGCGGAUUCCUCACGCUCCGGGCGCCCAGGCAUGCGAUAGCACCGUACACCGCGCAACGCCACACGCUUGAAGCAGAGGCACAGCGCACCGCGGGCAGCCGGGCACUGCUGCCAUGGAGCCUCUGAUGGAAGACAGAGCCACAGUGAUC
Molecule: messenger RNA, 3858 nt
Organism: Chlamydomonas reinhardtii
Lineage: Eukaryota; Viridiplantae; Chlorophyta; Chlorophyceae; Chlamydomonadales; Chlamydomonadaceae
Exons: 27
Coding region: 95-3283 (1062 amino acids)
Biological process (GO): transmembrane transport
Cellular component (GO): membrane
Molecular function (GO): ATP binding; ABC-type transporter activity; ATP hydrolysis activity
Source: RefSeq, a predicted model, not a curated record